UACCCUAUAAAUAUAAGAACCCUUCUAAGAGCUUAUUCACAAAGCUUCAAAAUGGUGUUCAACUUUAAGGUGUACAAAAAGUCCUCCCCGAAUGGAAAAAUUACUCUCUAUUUGGGAAAACGCAACUUUGUCGAUCACAUAUCGGGUGUAGAACCAAUAGAUGGCGUGAUUCUACUGGACGAUGACUACAAGGAUCGGCGUAUUUUUGGUCAGGUGAUCUGCAGUUUUCGAUAUGGCAGAGAGGAAGACGAAGUCAUGGGACUCAACUUCCAGAAGGAUUUAUUCCUAAUUUCAGAGCAAAUUUUCCCACUACAGUCGAGCAAGAAUAACACCACUAGGUUACAGGACAGAUUAAUAAAAAAAUUGGGCGGUUGUGCGUUUCCCUUUACAUUCGUUAUUCCAGCGAGUGCACCAGCAUCAGUUACUUUGCAACCUGGUGCGGGUGAUGAUGGGCAACCUUGCGGUGUAAAUUAUUACAUCAAAGUGUUUUCCGGAGAAAACGAAUCCGAUCGUUCCCAUAAAAGAAGUACUGUGGCAAUGUCUAUCCGGAAAAUUCAGUACGCGCCGAGCAAACAAGGCCGACAACCAUGCACCGUGGUGCGGAAAGACUUCAUGUUGAGUCCUGGAGACUUGGAACUGGAGGUCACAUUGGAUAAACAGUUGUAUCAUCAUGGCGAAAAAGUAGCAAUCAAUAUAUGCAUUCGGAACAACAGUAACAAAAUUGUGAAGAAAAUAAAAGCUAUGGUUCAGCAAGGAGUAGAUGUUGUACUUUUCCAGAAUGGACAAUACAGGACUGCUGUUGCUAGCAUCGAAACUCAAGAAGGAUGUCCAAUUCAACCAGGAUCAAACCUACAGAAAGUAAUUUAUUUGACACCACUGCUCUCUUCCAACAAGGACCGUCGAGGAAUUGCGUUGGAUGGACAAUUGAAAAGUACCGAUACUAACUUGGCUUCAACCACCUUGUUGGCAUCGCCAGAUCAAAAGGAUGCGUUUGGAAUAGUGGUAUCGUAUGCAGUCAAAGUGAAACUAUUCCUCGGCGCUUUGGGAGGUGAAUUGGUUGCUGAAUUACCUUUCGUAUUGAUGCAUCCAAAGCCUGGGACCCAAAAAACACUUGUACAUGCAGACAGUCAAGCCGAUGUCGAAAUGUUCCGACAGGACACUAUCGAUCCGGACAAUGAAUUGGAUUAAACGAAACAUUUAUUUAUCUCCAUUCAGAUUAUCCCAAUUGUAAAUUAGAAGUGUCAAUCGGAUGCAUUCCCAAUAUAUCUUUCAGAGCAUUA
Messenger RNA from Dalotia coriaria, 1280 nucleotides. It is a transcript of the gene Arr1, whose product is annotated as arrestin 1. Gene Ontology annotation, molecular function: G protein-coupled receptor binding. The record is from RefSeq and is a predicted model, not a curated record. The transcript has 7 exons. Gene Ontology annotation, biological process: signal transduction; G protein-coupled receptor internalization. NCBI's taxonomy places the organism in Eukaryota, Metazoa, Arthropoda, Insecta, Coleoptera, Staphylinidae. Gene Ontology annotation, cellular component: cytoplasm. The coding region runs from base 52 to 1188 and encodes 378 amino acids.